Molecule: messenger RNA, 1122 nt
Organism: Didymodactylos carnosus
Lineage: Eukaryota; Metazoa; Rotifera; Eurotatoria; Philodinida; Philodinidae
Source: the annotation of a GenBank genome assembly
AUGAUACGCCGAUCGUUGCACCGGUGUUGGACGUACGGAAAAAUACAUCGUGAUCGUGCUGAAUAUAUCAAUGCUACGUUUCUUCAUGAUACAAAUUGUUCAUUAAUUGUCUCACUUUAUGAUGAUGAAAAAACACAAGAGUGGGUUGCAAACGAACUGUGCACGUUGGUGCAAAAUGUGCGAAAUGGUGGCCAUGCAUAUAAGGCACCUGGUCCCAAUGACAAACGUGGCCCUUGUCCUGGUUUGAAUGCAUUAGCAAAUAAUGGUUACAUAAAUCGAAAUGGAAUUUCCACACCCGAACAAGUUAUCAGCGCUUCUUCCGCCAUUGGCCUUGGACCAGAUGUUGCCGCUGGGUUGGCUGCACUUGCUGUAAUAGCUGGAGAUGCACUGACGUUUUCAAUUGGCAAUGCUUCGGGAACGGUGGGGGCUGGUACAAGCAAACAUAAUGUUUUAGAAGGUGAUGCAUCAUAUAAAAGUUGUGACUGUAACAAUUGUCCGACAAUAAAUGGAUGUGACAAUUUUGAUUUUAAUGAUACAGUAUGGACAACGACGUAUAAUGCUGCUCAAUUAAAUGGGGGUCUUUUUGGUAUACCAACAUUUCAAAUAGCUGCUAAACAACGAUAUGAUGAAUGUGUAGCAAACAAUUCAAAGUGUGUAUUCGGACCCAUACAAUUUGUUUUUCAUUAUUUUACUCCUUGCCUGUUCGCUCUAACGUUCCCUAAUGGUACCGAUGGUAAAGCCACUGAAGAUAUUAUACGUGUGUGGGUGGGUUAUUUUUAUGAAAAUGGUCAACGGAAAGGUAUGGCUGGAGGUGGACAGAUCCCGAAAAACUGGUAUCCCCAUGACCCACCUAGAACAUUCGUUGAUGCUGCUCCAUGCAUACUUGCAAUUUAUUUAGCUCAUCCUGUUUUACUUGGCGCCAAGGUGAACGGCGUAUGGGUUCCCAGUGCGGAACAAAUACCUGUUAAUGCAACCGCGAAUGAUAUUGUUUGUUUUACGUAUCAAACUAUAUUCAAAGCUACACCAAAUAUAGUCAAAACUUUACUUGCCGUAGCCUCUUAUCUAAAUCCAGUAUUUACCGUAAAACCAUGGAAUUGUCCGGUUUUUAAGACUGGGCACUAA